GGAUGACUUACUUUAAGUUUUUCGUGUCACAAGUGGUAAACAGAAAAUCUCGGAACUGUAAUGGAGGUCAAAAAUCGUCAACGGAAGGCCUGUGAUCUGUGCUAUAUUCGCAAGCUCAAAUGUGAUCGAUUCAGGCCUCGAUGCGCAAAUUGCAUCACGUAUUCGGCCGAUUGCACACAUUCGGUGCAGAGUCGCAAGUCUAAAGCCAAGGACCGAAAAAAUGUAGGCAAGGAUAUGUUCAAGAUUGCAACGCUUGCAGCCACGGCCAAUCUUCCAGCAGCCCCGCCAGUAAGUUCUUCAAUGUCUUCGAAAUCCGAAAGCCGCAAUGAUUGAUCCCAUAAUAAAAGUCCAAAUGCAGAUCCAGGCGGGAACCUGUCAACCAGUAACAAAGUAGCUGAACUGGCUGAAGACCGAGUUUCAGAGAAGUUAGACGAGUUCUCCAACGCGUUGAAGCUUCCACCGCUACAGUAUACUAUGAGUAUGUUGGGUAUAUUCAUCAACAGCUUCAAUUCCGUCCUACCCCUUUUUCACGCCGAUACUUUAUUGAGUCUUGUUGGUGAAUGUUAUGCACACUCUCCUCAUCAGCGGGACCCUGUAUCAUGGGCAGCUAUAAACAUAGUUCUUGCACUGGCUGCACAGAUAAGCCCGAUAGAUGACAGAGAUUACAAUCAAAAGACCUACACUGAUGGUAAAUUCGAGUAUCUGAGCAAAGCACAAUCCGUCAUCUCCCAGGUAAUGCUGGGCGAAACUCGGCUCCUCAAUAUCCAGGUAUUAGUUGGCGUAGUGAUGGUGCUACAGACAGAGCAUGAUCUUACCGCUGCCCUGUUGUUCAUCUCAGCCACGAUGCGUCUUGUGCACAAGAUGGAAAUGCACAAUCGGGAAGCCUCCGCCCAUCUGGAUCUCGUGGAAAGGAGACAGCGGGCCCGUGUCUUCUGGCUGGCGUACGUUCUCGACAAGGAUUUGAGCCUACGCGCCAAACAGCCCUCAGUUCAAUCCAACGAUGAUAUUGACUUAGAGAUGCCAUCUUUGCUGCCCACAUCUGGUGAGGAAGAUGGUGGCAGGGCCGGCAUCAUCGCGACAGCCGACGGAAAAUCAGAGAUGAAUUUCUUCCUGGCCCGAGUACAGCUGGCUAGCAUCGAGGGUAGCGUCUACGACUGUCUCUACUCGAUGAGAGCUUCCAAACGUAGUAUUGAAGAGCGAUCCAUGGCGAGACACAAUAUCCUAAGUGCUCUUAAGGAUUGGCAACUUUCGAUCCCUCCGGAAUUUGGAGCUGCAGUCGUCACUUCGACAACAGGUCACAAUCCUGCAAGCGAUGGCUUUUUUUGUCUCCUGCACUCAGCCGCUCUUCAUUGUAUUACUCUCAUCAACCAAGCUAAUGCUUGGGAUGAAAAGUGGGUCCUCGGUCUGAGAGAUCAUGAGAGGGGAUUCGGGGCGCUACAACUUCCGCCAGGUUGGGAUGAUCUGGUCCGUCAAGCUCGAGACUACAUGGCCUUAUUCGGUCAGACGUGCUCAAAAGAGGUAUGGUUUAGCUGGAUGGCUUCAUGCUCUUACCUCACGGCCAUGGUUAUACUUAUCGCCAACGAUUUAUGCAGUCUAGAGCAUAGUGAGAUGUACCGGGAUAGUCAGCUUGUUGAUACUGCUCUCUUUUGGCUUAGUGACUUGAUAGCCAAAAACGAGCGACAAGACAUUAGGGUACUGCAGGACGUGUGCUUCAAAGCGGUUGGAGAAGUACGCCGGAGGCGAACUCAUGCUAUGCCUGUAAAUCCAAACAACUUUUUGGAUUCAAGCUUCGUCACUGAGCCGUGGGCUCAUCAAAUAUGAAAUUCUGGAAAGGUUGAUCAGAUGCAUUUUGGUGCGUGGUUGUCUGAGGCAAUCGUGACGCAGUGGUGUCUUCUAAAAACUCUGGGUAAUAUGGGGAAUAAAAAGAAUGACUGUCGCCAAG
Messenger RNA from Cadophora gregata, 1942 nucleotides. RefSeq lists its product as uncharacterized. The transcript has 3 exons. Gene Ontology annotation, molecular function: zinc ion binding; DNA binding. The record is from RefSeq and is a predicted model, not a curated record. The coding region runs from base 475 to 1821 and encodes 448 amino acids. Gene Ontology annotation, biological process: DNA-templated transcription. NCBI's taxonomy places the organism in Eukaryota, Fungi, Ascomycota, Leotiomycetes, Helotiales, Ploettnerulaceae.